AUGGACUCAACUCAUGAGUACAACGAUACGAGCCCGCAUUCUAUGAGAAUAGCCUCUCACGGGAAAAUAUCACUACUUGUUGAUUUCGCGCUCAAAUUCCUCAAGGAGAACCCAACGCGCCCACUUGUCUUGCACACUUUGCCCCAUAAACCUGAUAGAGAAACCUCAGGGCUACUAGAUCCCAGUGCUAAAAAAAGAAAAAUUGAGCCGUCGACGACCAAUGUCGCACGCUUGAUCUCUGUUGUGGAAAUUAUCAAGCGGGAGUUCAAGGACGACUCGUUGCACCAGUAUAAUGAAAUCGGGUGUCUGGACGCUCCCAGCUCACGCGCAGAAGGGUCUGGUACUAGGAUACCCAAUGAACCAGGCGUAGAGAGACAGGCAGCUUUGCGAAAAGUUGUAGAGGGGAAGAAUUACUUGCCCAUUCAACGCACUCCUUACAUGAAGAUAACGCUGUCACGAGCUGCAUUACCAGAAUCCCAGGCACUGAAUGCAACCUACCAGCCCCCAGUAGCGAAGAAAAUGUCUAGAGGUGCGAGGAAAAGGUCCAGAAGGCGUACCAAAAAUGCCACCGUCGAGACAAACCCAGACAAUGCUGCAGAAGAAGAUGCAGAGAACGGUGCGGACGAUGAUGCUAUGGAUGUUGUCCCAACUUAA
This is a messenger RNA of Rhizoctonia solani, 654 nucleotides long. RefSeq lists its product as uncharacterized. Lineage: Eukaryota; Fungi; Basidiomycota; Agaricomycetes; Cantharellales; Ceratobasidiaceae. The record is from RefSeq and is a predicted model, not a curated record. The transcript has 4 exons. Bases 1 to 654 code for a protein of 217 amino acids.